ACCCACGGGUUUCCCUCUUGCUUCCAAAUCCGUGGCUCCAUUCUAUAAUCUUUGUCUAAUAAGAUAUACCGGCUCAUCACCAUGCAUCUCCCAGCUUUGACCUCCUUGUUACUGGGUGGCAGUACGACUGCUGGCCCCAAUCUGAGCAAGCCAUGGUCUACAUGGAUGGCUUCGUCUUUCUUGUCGAAGAGCCAAAACAUUGACAACCACUACGUCGCUGCAGUCAUUCACGAAGGCAUUCAAAAGGCCGCCACCACACAAAACGACCGCGCCCUCCUUAAAUAUGCCUCUGACGCCGUGUCUUCCAUCGUCUCGGCUGAUGGUACUCUCAAGGGCUGGAACUCAACAUUCUACACUCUGGACGACAUCCGUAUUGGAAACAACAUGCUCUACUUUUGGAACUCGGAAGGCCGCAAAGACAACAAAUACGUCAUCGCAGCCAAGGGUCUUCGUGAGCAGCUCAACCGAUGGCCUCGUACUCCCGAAGGAGGAUUCUGGCACCGUGCUCCUGUCUACGCAAACCAGAUGUGGCUAGACGGCAUCUACAUGGCUGACACUUUUUACGCAACCUACACAUCUUACUUUGAACCUCAAAACAUAACCGCGUGGAACGAUAUUGAGCUGCAAUUCGAUCUCAUCGAGGAGCACUGCCGCAACUCAACCACGAACCUUCUCUACCAUGGCUACAGCGAAGAUAAGUCAACUGUCUGGGCAAACCCCGAGACAGGUGCUUCCCCUUACGUAUGGGACCGUGCUCUGGGAUGGUACUUUGUCGCGCUUGUCGAAGUCCUAGAGGUCUGGCCCAAGACCCACGCCGGCUACGCCAAGCUCCUCAACUACUACAAGACGCUCGCCUCUGGCAUCAAGAAUGUCCAGGACGCCAAGGGUGGAUGGUACCUCCUUAUGGACCCUGAGCUUGCUGGAAGGGAGGGCAACUACAUUGAGUCGAGUGCAACUGCCAUGUUCACUUACUCAUACUUGAAGGGAAUGAGGCUGGGACUCUUGGGCAACGAGUACAAGCAGCCGGCUACCAAGGCCUGGAAACUCUUGCUUAGUGAUUUCAUCCAGUUCGAGAAGAACGGCACACUGAGCUUCACGGGUACCGUGACAGUUGGAAGCUUGAAGGGCGAUGCCUCGUACGAAUACUACACUGGCGUCGAGACGCUGAUCAAUGAUGGCAAGGGUGCUGGUGCUUUCAUAAAUCCUAGCUGCAAAAAAAAAAUGUCCGUUACACCCUCCGCCACAUCCAGCGCCCCGAGCGCCAGCACCAGCGCAGUCUGCAGGCAAGCAGACUUUACCCAGUUCCCGACUGAGGAUGCCGCCUGCGCCGUCGGCAGCAUCAGCGGCGUGCCCUCCAACACCACCGACAUCCUCUCCAAAUGCUGCAAAUCCGCGCCUGUCGAGGAAUUCAACGGCGCCUGCGGAUACUACUGUCUGAGCGUCCAGCAGACGAUUCGCGAGCUGCAAACGUGCUUCAUGGAGAAUGGGGCGCACCCAGGCGAUAUCAUGUGCAAUUCGAAUAAUAGUGCCACGGCGACGGGGACCCCGAGUAAGACUGCUGGUGCGAGUCGCACGUCGGGGAGUGGGGCGAGUGCGACGGGGGAUUCCAAAGGGGCGGCCCCGGCGGUUGGCGUUAGUAAGGUUGGGUUGGGGAUGCUGGGGAUGGUGAUUGUUUCGGCGCUGAGUAGUGCGCUUUUGUGAGGGGUGAAGCUGGUGUUGUUGAAGAAGGCAUUUCAGGG
Messenger RNA from Bipolaris maydis ATCC 48331, 1739 nucleotides. RefSeq names its product glycoside hydrolase. Gene Ontology annotation, biological process: carbohydrate metabolic process. Lineage: Eukaryota; Fungi; Ascomycota; Dothideomycetes; Pleosporales; Pleosporaceae. The record is from RefSeq and is a predicted model, not a curated record.